UAACACAGGUUUCUGUGUUUGGGAUAUAGAUAAAGUAAGCUCCUUGAGAUUUGUAUGUCUGUUUAAAAAAGAAAAAAAAAGUCACGUGUCAUGGUUAAACUCAGAACAGUAUUAUUAUAAUCCCAGUUCCUAAAAUUAUGGGCAUUGGAGUGUAAAGUUUAAAUAACACAGAAGACAAUGAUUUCUAAAUCUCAAACCCACAUUUAUUCACAAAAGCACCUCGAAAACAUGUCAAAUGUUUAAACUGACCAAAUUUAACAUUUUAAGUUGGGAAUUGUAGAAGAAAAGGCUGGAAAAGUAAAUGAUACUAAAGUGAAGCAAUCAUAGAAACAUUUUGCAACUAAUUUGAUUCAUUAGCAACAGGUCAGCAACAUGAUUAGGUUUGAAAAGAGCUUGGAGAGCUAAUGUUUCUCAGAAAUAAACAUGGGCAGGGUUUCACCAUCCAUCUGCCAAACACUAUGUCUACAAAUUAUGGAAUAUAGACUUUUUAUAUCUCCUGAUAUACAGUACAUAAUAUCAAAUAAUUCUGAGGAGCAGGAGAAGUCUUUGUGUGACAAGUCUGGAAGCUUGUGAUCUUUAGGCCAUCAGGUGGCCCUGCACUGUCAGCAUGUGCUUAGGAACACUGCCAGAAAACACUAUUUGUGAGUAUAGUUCAUCAUACCAUCAACAAAUGGCAUGUGGAAAAACUAUUUGCUUCCUGAUUUCUUCUUUUUCUGCAUAUUUGUCACUUUUAAAUGUUUCACAUCAAAGUUUUAUUUGUCUUAGUUAGGGUAUAUUGAUGGUGGGGAUACUUUUUUUUCUGUUAAGCCGGGCUUUCUGAGUUAGCCUCUGUGAAUGCUCAUAUAAAAGGGGUCUUCUUCAGUUCAUUAAUCUUUUUAUACACAAAAAUCAUCCCUAGGAACACCGUCGAACAUGAGACAAGAGAUUAAUCCUUUUGGGACUUAGGGCACAGAGCGGUUACUUAUUAGUUAAUUAUUAUAUUGCUGUUUAAACUGGAUAAAUUUAAACAUUAAAUGCUACUAUCCCAUAUCUUAAUAAAGGAGAUAUGGUUUUACAGUGGACCAAAGUGAAAUUAAAUAUGUUAAAAUUAAUUCAUUUUCAAUUGACUAUACAAAGAUAUUUUACUAUGUAUAGUUAGAGGAUAUUGCAAUCAAUUGAAAACUGAUAGCAUAGUUUAAAAAACAAAACAAAUUUUUUUUUUAUUUUGGGGUGGCGGAGAGUGCUGCUUUUUGACACCAGAUUAUUAAAAUAAAUUGCAAAAGUGAUAUACUAAGAUUAGGGCAGACAGCUUGAGUAACAAAACGAUAAAUCAUCUAUUCAUUUUCUUCUGCUUAUUUGAAGUCAGCAGGCCAAACAGGGAAGCCCAAACCUUCCUCUCCCUGUCCUACCUUCCUCUGGUAGGACAUGUCCAGCUGGAACAGCUUACCCAGGAGGCAACUGCCUCAUGUGGCUCCUUUUAAUGUAGAGGAGCAGUGGCUGUACUCUGAGCCCCUCCCCAAUGACUGAACUCCUCACCGUAUCGAUUGGGGACUAUUUCAAUGCAUAUCCCACUGAUAUCCUGGCUAUAUUUGAUAAAGUAUUAAACAGAAAAGCCAAAGCGGUAACAGACGACGGCUCACUCAAACAUAAUGAAGGGCAAAGAAAACAAGACCAGAGACUGGUCCACACUCUUCAUGCUCGCAUCACAGGUCUGCCAGUGUGCCCAGAGCUGACAAGAGAUACAAUUCCUAGGACUAGAGAUGUAGGACACUUUUUGUCUGUAACUGGUACUGUAAUACGUACCAGUAUUGCCAAGGUUCUGGAAUAUGAGCGUGAUUACAUGUGCACAAAGUGUCGUCAUGUUUUCACAGUGCAGGCAGAAUUUGAGCAAUUCUACACGUUUGUCCCACCCGUAGCCUGCCCUAACCCCGAUAGCUGUAACUCAUAUAAAUUCACUUGUCUGUCUGAAGGAUCUGAACCUGCUGCUUGCAGGGAUUACCAGGAGAUCAAAAUUCAAGAGCAGGUGCAGAAACUUUCAGUGGGCAGUAUUCCUCGUUCUUUACUGGUAGUUCUGGAGAAUGACCUCGUCGACAGUUGUAAAUCUGGAGAUGAUGUCACUGUUUAUGGAGUAAUGUGUCUGCGCUGGAAAACCUUUUAUGAUGGUGCACUUUGUGAUGUGGAGUUGGUCCUCAAAGCUAACAAUAUAGAGGUAAACAACCAGCAGGCUGCUGCUGGACAGCUUGUAAAGGAUGCUCAGGAAGAAUUUGAAGAAUUCUGGAAUAGCUACAAACAUAAUCCUAUAGCUGGUAGGAACCAUAUCUUAUUGAGCCUGUGUCCACAGGUUUUUGGCAUGUAUGUAAUUAAACUGGCAGUGGCCAUGGUCUUGGCUGGGGGAGUUCAGAGAAUAGAUUCUUCUGGGACCAAAAUUAGGGGCGAGUGUCAUAUGUUGCUGGUUGGUGACCCAGGUACAGGGAAGUCUCAGUUCCUGAAAUAUGCUGCCAAGAUUAUGUGUCGUUCUGUACUUACAGCUGGAAUUGGCUCAACAAGUGCAGGACUGACAGUAGCAGCUGUGAAGGAUGGAGGUGACUGGCACCUGGAAGCAGGAGCCCUGGUCUUGGCAGAUGGUGGUUUGUGCUGCAUUGAUGAAUUCAACAGCAUCAAAGAGCAGGAUCGCAUCAGCAUCCAUGAAGCUAUGGAGCAACAAUCUAUUAGUGUUGCUAAAGCUGGCAUGGUGUGUAAACUGAAUACCAGAACUACCAUUCUGGCAGCUACCAACCCUAAAGGCCAGUAUGAUCCCAACGAGCCACUGUCUGUGAACGUAGCUCUGGCCAGUCCAUUGCUAAGUCGUUUUGACCUGGUUUUAGUUCUGCUGGAUACCAGAAAUGCAGAGUGGGACCACAUCAUCUCCUCUUUCAUUAUGGAGGACAGAGGACUACCUGAUCAGUGUUCGAGUCUGUGGUCUAUGGAAAAAAUGAAAGCUUAUUUCAGCCUGAUUAAGCAUUUGAAACCAGUGAUGUCAGAGGAUGCCAACUGUAUACUGACACGCUACUACCAGCUACAAAGACGGAGUGAUGGCAGCAGUGCUGCCCGCACAACUAUUCGCACAUUGGAGAGUCUGAGCAGGCUGGCUGAAGCCCAUGCCAAGCUCAUGUACAGAGAGACAGUUACCAUAGAAGACGCUGUCAUUGCUGUUUCUGUUAUGGAGUGCUCUAUGCAGGGUGGCGCUCUGCAGGGAAAUGUGAAUACUUUAUUCACCUCAUUUCCUGCUGACCCUGUUGAGCAGUAUCAAACUCAGUGUCAGAUACUGCUCGAAGGACUGAACCUCCCACUGUUCCUUAAGAAGGAGAGAGACAGACUAUCCAGGUCAAAAAGCCAGACAUCAGAGUCUCCUGAAUGUGAUUCAUCAACUACUAAACUGAAGCAUCUACUCAGUGACGCAAACUCCAAAACACACACUAGCAAUUUGGAAAGUGGUAAUACAGUGAGGAGUGACUCGAACUGGUUCCACACCUCUCUGUCACUGUCCCCAAAUGAUAGGACCUCACCCAUAACUACACCUCAAGAAAAUACAAAAACUAUUUCAAGUGGAACAGACGUGUCUAAAGUAACCAGACAAUCAAGCUGUCGAUCUGAAAAGUUGACUUCGAGAAGGACCGUUGCUCCAGUUGUUUUUGGAAAUAUUACCUCUGUUUCAGAACAAAACAUACAAGGUAAGAAAAAUGAAAGCGUUACAGAAGAAAUCUCUAAAAGCCAAGAGGAGAUACUGAAAUAUGAGAGAAAGAAGCAUGAAGCACAUCCAGAGCCAUUGGGAUAUCAUUUUCAAAAGGUUUCUAGAAGCACAAUGGACUCUAAGAAUAUGGGAGAUAAAGGCUUUGGGCAACUGGACCUGAAACAUCAGCGAUUUCACAAAGAGGUUGGAAAAGGACACAGAGAAAGGCUGGUGUUUGGGGAUGAAAGUGAAAAUGUACUAGAGACAAACCUGUCCACUGACAAAGACAGCUAUGUAAAGGAGGACAAAUUGCACCUGACUGAAAGUAGGAAGAGCAGCGCUGUUCCAAGGGAGAAAAUGGCAGUCGAAGCUGAAACACACAUAGACUUGCGUGGAAAGUUGUCAAGAUUCAUGUUCAAACCAAGUAAGAUGAGAACUUCAGUUGACAACCAUAACAAUAAUGCCAGUCCAGAAAAGCAAAUGACAGUGAGCGUUAACACAAAGAAACCAAUUAGUCAUAAUGACGCACACCUGUGUCAGAGAACCAGAGUCAGCACUGGUGAUGACAGAGAUAUAUUUACUUCCACCCCACUUUCAAAAUCAAGUGCUUGCAUCACUAAUCAAACUACAUUACAAUCAGAACAGAUGAAGACCAGUAUAACUUCCUCAAGCUCAGAAAUUAAACUCUCAGGAUUCUCAUCUAUCUGGACAAGUGAACCCACAACAGCUCAAACAAAAAUGGAAAAUAGUACUCUUAAAAAAGGUGAUGCUGAUUGUUUGAGAGCUAAUUCAAAAGUCCACAAAAUUCUAAACAUCGCCAACCACAUAGGCAAGAAGUGCCAAACAAUACCCCCAGCAACAGAUUACACACCAGCAAAGAAAUGUGAACUAGGGAUGAAGUCAACGAGUACAACAAUGUCCGAGUGCAAAGUAAAACAGACCGAAUUCAGUCAUACUGAAAACAACACUGUAAAAAUGGUAACUAGGGAUUCAGUUAACUGUCAAAGGACUGCCAGUCUAAAGAGAAAGUGUUUUACGAGUCCUCAGGAUAGUAAUAGUAGUGGUUCCAAAGGCCUAUUCUCAGGAUUGUCUCUGUUUGAGUCUGCCGAGUUAAAUAAUGAUGUUCUUGACACUGACUGGGACCAAGAGGUUUUGAAAAAAGCCAAAGUCUGAAAUCACAACGUUUGUGGAUAAAGAACUUUUUUCCUGAAGAAAACAUAAUCUGGUUGUAGGAAAUGAAUAAGUUUGACAGAAAAGUUUCCUGGGAUAUAAACUUGAGUUUAGCUCUUUAGCAUAGUGUCUAGUCACACAGUUUUCACCAGCAGUGUGAUUUUUUUUUUUCUUUUUUUUUUCUACUCCUGUACAAUGAAAAACUACUGUGUUCAUAUUAGUAAGAUAUCCUUCCUUACACGUGCUCAAUACAACUUUUUUUUUUUUUUUUUUUGUUGCUUGUUCUGUAUUACACCUACGUGUAACACGUUUAACACCUGUUAAAAGCGAGUUGCUCACCGAGAUCUUUAUGUACAGCAAAUAAAAUAAACAUAAUGUGAGACACA
This is a messenger RNA of Haplochromis burtoni (Burton's mouthbrooder), 5244 nucleotides long. RefSeq names its product minichromosome maintenance 9 homologous recombination repair factor (gene mcm9). The coding region runs from base 1499 to 4861 and encodes 1120 amino acids. The transcript has 14 exons. The record is from RefSeq and is a predicted model, not a curated record. Gene Ontology annotation, cellular component: MCM complex; nucleus. Gene Ontology annotation, biological process: double-strand break repair via homologous recombination. Gene Ontology annotation, molecular function: single-stranded DNA binding; ATP binding; ATP hydrolysis activity. Lineage: Eukaryota; Metazoa; Chordata; Actinopteri; Cichliformes; Cichlidae.